AUGCGACAAGAUAGGGGGCGAAAGGUCGCUAGAACUAGGGAUCAACGUGAUGAAAAGCACCCUAGACCCCCCACUGGAAGAUUCACCAAUUUCACCCCAUUAACCGCCCCGAUCGACCAAGUAUUGAUGCAAAUCAAAGAUGAAGGAGCAUUGAAUUUCCCUGGAAAGUUGAAGGGAGACCCCAACAAAAGACCAAGAGACAAGUAUUGUCGCUUUCACCAAGACCACGGGCACGACACAGCCAACUGCUACGACUUGAAGCAGCAGAUUGAGGCCCUAAUCAGGCAGGGGAAGCUACAGAGGUUCGUCAGCAAGGAAAGAACUGAUACACCGGAGGAACAGGCCCCACGACAAGAAAACGAGCGCCCUAGACCACCCAUAGGGGACAUAAGAAUGAUCGUAGGGGGCACAGCCACAGUCGGAUCUUCCAAGAAAGCCCACAAAACCUACCUCAAGAUGGUCCAUAGCGUCCAACUCACAGGAUCCGUACCAAAGAUGCCGCGAAUAGAUAACCCCGUCAUAAAAUUUUCAGAGGAUGACGCUAGGAGACUUUACCAUCCUUAUGACGACGCGCUAGUGGUCAGCUUGCAGAUUGGGGAUUAUAACAUGCACCGGGUCCUCGUCGACAACGGCAGCUCAGCAGACAUCCUGUACUAUCCAGCAUUCCAACAAAUGAGGAUCGACAGGUAA
Messenger RNA from Quercus lobata, 690 nucleotides. RefSeq lists its product as uncharacterized. The coding region runs from base 1 to 690 and encodes 229 amino acids. The record is from RefSeq and is a predicted model, not a curated record. The transcript has a single exon. NCBI's taxonomy places the organism in Eukaryota, Viridiplantae, Streptophyta, Magnoliopsida, Fagales, Fagaceae.